GCGAGAGAAUAAGCAAAAUCACGAAAAACAUAAAAUGACAAUCCGUUCGAAUGUCUUCAAUCGAAAAUUAGCAGUUGUAGGCGAACUGGGGUCUAGUUUGUGUACUUGAAGCAAUCAAAGCGUUUCUUGGUGGUACAGUUGUGUGUGCAUUUGACUAUAAACUUAUUUCCUAGUGGUGAUCAAGGUUAAAGUCUAAAUUUCAUUCGAUCUUAAUAAUUGAUCUCUUUUCUUGGCCAUAAAGCAAAGGCAGAUCAUAGAUAGAUUGUGUCUACCUAGAAGUAAUAUCCAAGUGGAAGACUAAAUAAUGAAUUACGAUGUGCUAUUGAAUCGCACUGGCUUCGGGCGUUUAAACGCCAACCAACAAAUGCGAAGCGUUUCUGAGAGUGAAGGUCAGCAAACCUAUCGCCAUAUUCAGCAGCAGAAUGAAACACCUACCAGAAGUGUUCUCUCGGAUCUCGCGCGGUUGGAUGUUGGUUCCAGUCAACAUGGAAGCACUCGUGGUACUCCAGUUAGAGCGGGUUAUCCAGCGAUGGGUAGUGGUGGAGAGGAACUGAAAGUUAAAGUCGAAUCAAAGCUGAUGACCAUGUGGAACAACGUCAAAUUUGGUUGGACUGGUAAAAUGAAAACGAGUUUCUCAAAGGAACAACCGCUGUGGUUGUUAGGCCGAUGUUAUCAUCAGAAGCCUACGCCUGGACCCUCGAUGGAAAGUUCGGUUGAAUUGAGCACCAAUGCCGAAACGAAUCAAUUGGUUUUCGAAAGCAUUCAACAGCCUUCGGAAAUUUUCGUAGAAUCACCACCCGAGGAGACUGGAACUGAUGCGAUUGAAGAUAGCAGCCCUGAAUCGAUAGUCGAGGAAGAGGGUAUCGAAGCAUUCAAACGAGAUUUUAUUUCACGGCUAUGGCUAACAUACCGGAGGGAAUUCCAAACUAUGGACGACUCCAAUUACACUUCCGAUUGUGGCUGGGGCUGUAUGAUUCGGUCUGGACAGAUGCUUUUAGCCCAAGGGCUAAUGAUGCAUUUUCUAGGACGUCAUUGGCGUUGGGAUGCGAACGCAGAGAGCUUAAAAUUGAACUUCAGCUCACUAAGUUACGAGGAUAACAUUCAUCGCAAGAUUAUACGAUGGUUCGGAGAUACAUCUUCGAGGACGAGUCCCUUUUCGAUACAUACACUGGUUGGUCUAGGGAAGGAAACCGGUAAGAAGCCUGGUGAUUGGUAUGGUCCUGGGGCAGUGGCUCAUUUACUCAAACAAGCAGUAAAGAUGGCUGCUCAGGAAAUCACUGAUCUCGACGGCAUCAAUGUGUAUGUAGCGCAGGACUGUGCAAUCUACAUUCAGGACAUCAUUGACGAGUGCACAAUUUCCACCGCUCCGAGUGUCGCUCCGUGGCAAAAGAAAUCACCUUCUGCUGGAAAAUGUGAAUCGCCUUAUCUGUCUUUACAUGUCGCUCCGCGUUGUCCGAGUACAGCUAACGCAAACUCGGAAGCAAACAAAGCGGGUGUUCCAGAUAUCGAAGAUACAAUACAUUGGAAAUCGUUAAUACUCCUAGUGCCGUUGCGUCUUGGGACAGAGAAACUGAACCCAAUUUACAACGAUUGCCUCAAGGCAAUGCUCAGUUUAGAUAAUUGCAUAGGAAUAAUCGGUGGGCGGCCGAAACAUUCACUAUACUUCAUCGGGUACCAAGAGGACAGAUUAAUCCAUCUUGAUCCGCACUACUGUCAGGAUAUGGUUGAUGUCAAUCAGGAGAACUUCCCCGUAUCAUCGUUCCACUGCAAGUCGCCUAGGAAAAUGAAACUCGGCAAAAUGGACCCCAGCUGCUGCAUUGGUUUCUAUUGCGAAACAAAGAAAGACUUCUUCAAAUUCGUUGAUAACGUGAAACCUUUUCUGCUGCCGGUAAAGCAAACAAUGAGUAGCAGCUUCACCAGCGCUAGCGGGUUGAAUCAGUUCAAUGAGAUUACAUAUCCGAUGUUUGUUUUCUGUCGAGGCAAAAGCAGCGAACAGCAGAUCGAUCUACCUCCGCGGCCUGUCUAUCGAUCACCACCGGCUCCACCACCACUUUCCUCACAGAGCGGCUCCCAAUCCCAACAGUUCGAUUUACAGGACGAUGAUGACGAUGACGACGAUGAGGCGAUUGAGUUUGUAAUUUUGUGAACUCAUACAUUGUUUGUUUGAUUAAUUUUCGCUGCAAGCACGGAAAUAUUUGCUGAUAAUAGUCUAUCUUCGGUUGGAGCGCAACAUUCCUUGAAAUAGCUUCGCUAAUUGCCCUUCAUUAGAACCCACUCGAUAUACCGUAAUCGUGUUCAUACAGCCACUUACAUUCGAGCCGCUUCCGACAUAUUGCAAUUGAGGGAUCCCCAGAUUUUCAGUUAGUUGUGGUAACCCACGCGGAUGUAAUGAAAUUAGAGUAUUUUUUGGAUCUAGAAACUGUCAUCAUUUACUGUAGAAGAGAGUAUAGUUAGUUUUAAUCGUUCGUAUGAGUUAGAAUAGCGACCCAACGCAGUUCCCUUGAAUAGGGAUUUCAUGUUUCCUGCAAGGAAUAAGAUAACGGUAAUGUGUACUUAUAACGAAUAUGCAAAGCUUCAUUAUUAACAUAUUGUAGCCACCCACCCAUAGAUUUUAGCUAGAGCCAUUAAGCGUAGUCUUUUGCUAGCAUCUUUAUGCUCGAAGCAAUUUCCAUAGAGAUUUGCGAAUCGUUUCGUAGUACACUAUUGGCUCCUUACCAUAAGAUCUCGAUUUUUGAAAAUUACCAAACAUGUUUUAUGUUGAGCUAUUAAUAUAUAAGUCGCCUAUUUAUGAAAUAUUUCAAACAAAUGUGUCUUUUUCCAGAACGUUUUGCUCAUAUUAAAGAGAAUAUGUUUUAUUUGUGUAAAAAAAAUAAAGCUAGUAAGAAUGCUUGCAAGUGUCGUGCACCUUCGUGAGCUGUAACUAUGAUAA
Messenger RNA from Toxorhynchites rutilus septentrionalis, 2929 nucleotides. It is a transcript of the gene Atg4b, whose product is annotated as cysteine protease ATG4D. NCBI's taxonomy places the organism in Eukaryota, Metazoa, Arthropoda, Insecta, Diptera, Culicidae. Gene Ontology annotation, molecular function: protein-phosphatidylethanolamide deconjugating activity. The record is from RefSeq and is a predicted model, not a curated record. The transcript has 5 exons. The coding region runs from base 305 to 2146 and encodes 613 amino acids.